This is a messenger RNA of Rhinocladiella mackenziei CBS 650.93, 1695 nucleotides long. RefSeq lists its product as uncharacterized. The transcript is spliced from 3 exons. Lineage: Eukaryota; Fungi; Ascomycota; Eurotiomycetes; Chaetothyriales; Herpotrichiellaceae. Gene Ontology annotation, molecular function: phosphatase activity. The record is from RefSeq and is a predicted model, not a curated record. Gene Ontology annotation, biological process: dephosphorylation. Bases 1 to 1695 code for a protein of 564 amino acids.
AUGACGUCUCUGAUCCCUCGCCCUCCAUAUACGCAGGAAGAGCUCGACCGGCUCUACCCUAAAGGACUGGAACUGCGACUCGUUCAGAUUCUUCUUCGCCAUGGUGAACGUACACCUGUGUCUGCUCGUUUCGGAAAUGCGGGCCUCCCUGCAUAUUGGCCGUACUGCAAUGCGGCGCAACGACUCCUAUCGGUCGCCAUGACCCCUGAAAGUGUCUCACAAUGGAAUUCCUUACAGUGGAGGAGAAGGCUUGAAAGAUUCGGCGAGGAUGAUGGUCCCGUCAUCGCAGCUGGACCGGCUGGCGAGGCGGAUGGAGUCUGUCAGCUAGGCGAACUCACGGACAGAGGCCGUGAAACAACCUACGAAUUAGGAAGGCGUCUCCGCCAUCUUUAUGUCGACCAGCUGAAAUUCAUGCCCGCCCUGAUCGCAAAUGCGGAUCUGAUCUACCUGAGGGCCACCCCUCUCCCUCGAGCCCUUGAAUCUGUCCAACAGACCUUUUGGGGCAUGUACCCUUUGACGGCACGUACGGCUGCUUUUCCUGCGCCCACCAUCGUCACGAGAACUCCUGCCGACGAAACUCUGUUUCCCAACGACGGAAAUUGUCGACGCUUCGCACAAUUGUCCCGAGCAUUCGCACAACGGACCGCAGAUCGGUGGAAUGAUACGGAUGACAUGAAAUACGUGACCAAAUUGAUUGGGAAAUGGAUGCCUGAGAACUCCAAUAAGCAAGUUGCUGUCGAUUCACAUCCGCGUUUGUCGGGGAUCAUGGACACCAUCAAUGCGACUCUCGCCCAUGGCCCUCCAACGCGCCUGCCCAGAGAGUUCUACGAUGAGAAGUCGCGUGCCAUAAUCGACCGUAUCGGUGUUGAAGAAUGGUUCUCAGGGUACAACGAAAAUCGGGAAUAUCGCAUGCUCGGGAUAGGGUCCCUGAUCGGCGACAUUGUCGAACGUAUGACAUCCAAGAUUGAAGGAGCAGGUCUCAGUAUCAAUGAGAUUGGCGGGGAAAAUGGACGUCUGGGCAAAGGGAGAGGUGGUGAGAAGGGCAUUCGGUUCGCCAUAUCUGGUUGUCACGAUACCACUUUGGCGGGAGUCUUGACCAGUCUCGGUGCUUUCAAUGGUGAGAAAUGGCCUCCUUAUACUAGUCACAUUGCCUUCGAAUUGUUCAGAAAGAGCGACCUAGACACGCCAGCAUCAGCGGAAACUUCAGACACGCCAGUGUUCUCGGAACCGAGAGCUCCCGGCGAUUCGAGCACCAAACAAGACUUCUUCGCCUCCUUCCUCGGUCUUCGCUCUCCAACAACAUCGUCGCAAUCAUCUUCCGCGUCCUCAUCGUCCAAUCCACUCUCACCAUCCCGUCUAUCUGCCCACUCGACUUUCUCCUCUGUUGUUCCUCCUCAAGAUCUCAUUGCCCGGUCACCGCAUAAUGAACUGUCAGAAUCGCAAAAAGCUCGUCUGGAACCAUAUUACGUCCGAAUACGAUACAAUGAUGGUGUAAUGAAGAUCCCGGCCUGCGCAAAACCUGGAAACAAUUACGAAGGUGAUGAGAGCAUCUGUACCUUUGAAGCGUUCAAACGAGUCGCGGAUGGCUAUGUGCCGAAGAACUGGAAGGUACAAUGUGGGGAGAAUAUGGAUAAGGCAAUUGCUGGGCUGGAUUCCGCACCUGAGAUGGCGGGACAGAUCGAAGAAGGGUUUUGA